AUGUCUGACGCUGAUUGGUCGAUCUCAGUGGAGGGCGUGGCGCCGUUCGCAGCUUCCAAUGGUACAGCGAGAUCUCAUAACGAAGGGGCCAGAUUUACUUAUCGUUAUUUGAGUAGCACUAAAGAAGGAGAGAAUCUAGAUUUUGAUGAAAAAAAUACGUUUCUAUUAGCUAGGAUUCAACUGGCUUGCCUACUUGCGUGUAAAGGUCAAGAGUCAGCGUAA
Molecule: messenger RNA, 222 nt
Organism: Leptosia nina
Lineage: Eukaryota; Metazoa; Arthropoda; Insecta; Lepidoptera; Pieridae
Source: the annotation of a GenBank genome assembly